UCUUAAUCACGCAUGCUGGCCAUGGAUUCAUGCACUUGUCAACAGGUGGCAGUGCAAGAUAAUUGACACUUGUCUUCUGGUAAUGUGAAAAAAAAACGACAACUCAUUGCAAGACCAUGUCGACCAAAGUCGUCCUAUUAUCCACUCUUGUCAAGCGAUUGGAGAGAUACCAGGGCGAAAGUGCAGUCUUGUACGGCAUUAAAUCGGUAAAAACUGUAACGGCCGUGACGUUCCUCAACCAACAGAAGGUCGAUGAAAACUACGAAAAUAUACUGCCAGCUGGGCUAGAGAGAAUUGGAGCGUUUGGCCGUUGCCUAGACGAAAUUAACUCUGAUAACUAUAUAGCUUUGGUCCAAGAUGAAAAGUUAAAGUGCUUCAUUCAAGAUCAAGAUGACACUUUCAAGAAUGUUUCUUUCAAAACUAUUGAUGCUAUUGACCUAGCAACACUAAGAGUUGAAACCAAGAUCUCUGUUCAGCUUUCAUCCAAAGAAGACGAGACAGACAAAUUCCUUGAUAAACUUUUGGACAAGAUUAACUCAGAUGCAGCUUCAUUUGUGUUGGACAAAUCAAAAGUUGCACUCUUGUGUAGUGGGGAUAAGUCAGUACUGUAUGGAGCCCCACAAGAUGUCAACGUUGAAGAACUUACAACAUACAUGCAAGAUGAAGACGAAGAGGAAAAUAUCAAGACCAAGAAAAAAUCAGUUGACAAGGAUGUUGCACUGCUCUUCAAACUGUAUUGGUCAACUGUUUUGGAGGAUGCAUCUUCAGAUGUUCCACAGUGUGCACCACUAAUAUACCAUCAGAGAAGAAAUAGCCAUGUCCUGUGUCUCUCAUUUGAUACAAUCUCAGUGGUCCCCUGGUCAGAUCCAGCAGAGAACAUUGGACCAAUCCUUUGUAUGGCCAUCACCCGCCAACUGAAACUCAUGAUGGAAGAUUUAAAGGAACAACUUCGUCACACCUCAAUCCGCAAUAUUGAAAUACCCGAAAUAUUCCAUUUCUAUCCCGAAUCUUUGCAACAUUACGUUACAUUGGUGUACCACCCACAGAGGAGCGACCAAUCAUUAGAGGGUUAUCGUAAGGAUGUUCACCAAUGGUUUGAUUUACCAAUGGACCGUCCAAUUUUUAAACGCGGCAAUAAACAUUGGUUUGCCAGAGAUUAUGAAAAGAGUCGUCAGCUGAUCAACACGCACGUGGGCCUUAACCUGACUGGUAGCAAUGUCUCUUUGGUUCAAGGCAGAUAUGCCUACCAUCACUACAUGCAAGAUAAUUUCGAUGACAACGGCUGGGGUUGCGCCUACAGGUCGCUGCAGUCUAUUAUUUCUUGGUUUCGCCUUCAAGGAUACACCGAACGUACAGUUCCAACCCAUCAUGAAAUCCAACAAUGUUUGGUGGAUAUUGGAGACAAGCCCCCUAGUUUUGUCAAAUCCAGACAGUGGAUCGGUUCUAUGGAAGUAUCAUUUUGUCUUCAGACGCUUAUCGGUGUCGAAUCAACUAUUCUUAACGUAUCGAGUGGUGCGGAAAUGAGUUCUAAAGCACAGCAAAUAUCUGAGCAUUUCCGAAUGCACGGGACUCCCAUCAUGAUCGGCGGUGGCGUUUUGGCUCACACAAUUAUUGGAAUUGAUUUUAAUCAAGAUACGGGUGAUGCGCGAUUCCUUAUAUUAGAUCCCCAUUAUACUGGAGGUGAAGACUUGCGAGUUAUACAGAAUAAAGGCUGGUGUAACUGGAAACCUUCAAGCUUCUGGAAAGCGGAUUCCUUUUAUAACAUGUGCCUACCUCUCAGACCUACAUCUUUUUAGGGUGAAAAGCCAUGGAUAUUUAUCAACUUUUCCCCCUUGUCCGCGGGAAACGUCAAAUGUUAUUUGCAGAAUGAAGUUUUCAUAUUGGCUGGGUGCUGUUUUAUCUUUUAAUAAAUUCAUGAAGGUGGGGAAGUCUA
Daphnia carinata is the source of this 1933-nucleotide messenger RNA. It is a transcript of the gene Ufsp2, whose product is annotated as ufm1-specific protease 2-like. The record is from RefSeq and is a predicted model, not a curated record. Bases 117 to 1796 code for a protein of 559 amino acids. Lineage: Eukaryota; Metazoa; Arthropoda; Branchiopoda; Diplostraca; Daphniidae. The transcript has 7 exons.